AUGAAGAGGAUACUUCUACCAAUUUCAGUCAUGAUUGGUUUGGCUUUUGCUAAGAGUGAUCUAGUCUAAAGCAGUUUUGGUGAUCUCAGAUGCUAAGGAUGCAGAACAGUGGUUCAAGCGCUCAGUGAUAGACUGACUACAGAUCCAUUUGUGAGUGCCAUCAAUGUCUUGAUUGGGGAUAAAUAUGACGCCUUAUCUAUUGCUCAAUCACUCUCUUAACUGAUAAUUACUCCUGACUACUUCUGCUCUAAAGUUACUAAUCUUUGCGAAGGCAAGGCCCAAUAUCAAGAGGUAGACCCUUAAGAUGACAUUCAUAAUAUUUUGAAAGACAAGCCAAAUCACAUAUCAAACAAUUUCAUCAAUGAACUUUACGAGGAGUUAGGUAAUAGAAGGUAUAUUGCUGCACCAAAGAGACUAAAAUUUUUGCAUAUAUCAGAUCUUCAUCUUGAUCUAUUCUAUGAGGAGGGGACAAUUUCCGAUUGCGGACAAUCAUAUUGCUGCAGAAAUGACACUUACAUUGGAUAAGGAAGUAAUAAAGCUGGAAAGUUCGGAGCUGUUGUAGGAAACUGUGAUCCACCUAAAGUAACACUCCAAGAUGCUUUGAACUUUAUCAAAGAGAAGAUCAAUCCUGACGUGAUUGUCUGGACAGGAGAUAACUCCCCUCAUGAUGGCUACAGAACUUCCGAAUGGGAAGUGACAUUAAAUACUAACGUGACUACUCAAAUGAUACAGCAAACAUUCCCACAUCUCCUCAAUGCUACCUAUGCUGUUUUUGGAAAUCAUGACAACUUCCCUAACAACAAUUGGAAUUUUAAGACAGGAAGCCCUGCAGCUUAAAAUUCUAUGUCAAUGUGGAAGCCUUGGAUUGAUCCAGAAAAAUUUGAGUAAUUCUAGAAAACAGGAUAUUAUAGUCAAAGACUAAAGAACAUCAAUUAUAAACUAGUUCAGGUCAUUGCUUUAAACACUUAAUCCUGCGAUAUAAAUAACAGAUUUGUAAUGAGUGAACUCUAUGAUCCAAACAAUCAAAUCGAAUGGCUGAUUAAUGAACUUAAACUGGUAGAAUAGAAUGAUGGAGUAGCAAUCAUUGUCUAGCACAUCAUCCCAGAGGAAUGCAGUGAAUCUUAUGCUGUAAGGUACAGAGCUGUUCUGGAAAGAUUCUAGCAUAUCAUCCGUCUAAACUUCUUCGGCCACACUCAUGCUGACAAAUUCAAAGUCUCAAGAGCAUACGACGAUUAGAACUCACCUAUCAGCAUGCUGCAUGUUUGUGGUAGUAUCAGCACUUGGGGAGGUAAUCCAUCUUUCUGUGUGUAUGAGGUUGAUGAAGACACAAUGCUGCCUGUCUCUAGAUAAACUUAUGCCUUUGAUAUGGCCAAAGCAAAUUAAGAUGGAUUUAUUACCUGGGAUCUCUACACUGAUUGGCUCAUUACUUAUGAGUUGAAGGAUCUCUCUCCCAAUUCAUUCGUUGAGUUUGCUAAUAAAGUCAAAUAGGAUGGAUUAUUAGCUAGAUAGUACAAUCAAAGGGCAAGAAGGGAUUAUAACUUAUCAGGCUUUUGUGAUGAUAAUUGCAGAUAGAAUGCUUACUGUGAGAUGAUGACAUAGAGUCUAGAAGAAAUGAGUCAAUGUCAAGGCAAAUCCUUCCCUUAUGAUAUGGGAGGGGAUAUUGUCAAUGGUAUUCUUUAGUAUCUUCAAAAUCCUUGGGUUAAAGUUUAAGAUAAGAAAGAAAAAUUGCAUAAGUGGAAUUGA
Molecule: messenger RNA, 1743 nt
Organism: Stylonychia lemnae
Lineage: Eukaryota; Ciliophora; Spirotrichea; Sporadotrichida; Oxytrichidae
Source: the annotation of a GenBank genome assembly